Trichoderma citrinoviride is the source of this 945-nucleotide messenger RNA. RefSeq lists its product as hypothetical. Lineage: Eukaryota; Fungi; Ascomycota; Sordariomycetes; Hypocreales; Hypocreaceae. Bases 1 to 945 code for a protein of 314 amino acids. The record is from RefSeq and is a predicted model, not a curated record. The transcript has a single exon.
AUGGCGUCCAAAGCCGCUGCCAUUCUCUCUAUCCUCCCUCUCGCUCUGGCGACCCUCGACAAACCCGUUAUCCAGCCAAACUUCCCCGGAAAUGGCCUUGCGUCCUUGGGUCAGGGUCUGUUGGACAAUCUAGCCCCUACGCACUCGACGUGGGAUGAUUGGGGCGCUGGUUGGAUCCCCCAGGACUGCAAAACUUUGGUUGAGGGCGCCGGAUUCUCUGCUUCCGACGUCAUCCCCUUCAACAUUCACUAUGACGACUGUGCCCAGACAUGGACCUUUUGCCGCCACAAGGACUCUCCUCUCAGCGAAGUCCAGAUCCUCGAUCUCUUCGGGCGUUUGCCCGUUCGGAUGAGGUCCUUUGUCCGGCAUCUGGUCUUCAUCCCCGGUAACAAGUCUGCCGGGUCCAGCGGAGACAACGUCCUGAUGACUGGCCCCGUAGACAUCACUGUUUACGCCCACGAGAUUGGCCACAGUCUGGACUCUCACGCCUUUGACCCUUCAUACGGCGUGCCUUUCUCUACCGGCAACGUCUGGAUCAGCAACUACAACCUCGACUCUGCCGUGACUGAUCCCUACGCGCAGACCAGCCAGCAGGAGAACUUCGCCCAGGAGACUGUUGUCUCACUGUAUGACAAGGUUGUACCGGGCGGAAUUGGCACGAUCCAAUCCAACUGGCAGGCCAUCUUCCACCAGUAUGCCACCCUUGAAGGAUACAUUGGCGAUGUCAUCAUCCCCGGCGGUACUUGCACCCACCGCUUGACUGAUAGCCCGGCCGUGCCGAUGAGCGGCUCUGCCAAGUUGCGUCGUGGCCUGGGACCUAAACCGCAUGUUGCUUUGAGCCCCGAGGUUGAGGAGAUUGAGGCUAUCCCCAUGAAAAGCUCCAUUACGAUGACUUCGUUCGAUGAGGCCGGCAAGCCCAAUGGAACUUAUGUCAUCAAUCUUUAG